Messenger RNA from Dermochelys coriacea (leatherback sea turtle), 2557 nucleotides. RefSeq names its product tetratricopeptide repeat domain 36 (gene TTC36). NCBI's taxonomy places the organism in Eukaryota, Metazoa, Chordata, Testudines, Dermochelyidae. Gene Ontology annotation, biological process: cilium assembly. Gene Ontology annotation, molecular function: protein binding. The transcript has 4 exons. Bases 983 to 1585 code for a protein of 200 amino acids. The record is from RefSeq and is a predicted model, not a curated record.
UUACUAUUUGUGUUGUAGUGUCGUAGAUGUGACUGGUGCGCUGCAAAAGAAAUGAGUCCCUGCCUCAAACGGGGAUGAUUCUUGACAGGUAACCUUGAAACAUAAGGGCAUGCAGUGAUGUCAUAAAAGAAAAGUGACCUAUUGAAGGGUAAGGAAGGAGGCCUCAUCCUUCCCAAGUCCUUGAUCCCUCAUGGUCACAGAACAAACACCAUUUGUAAAAGUCACCCAGGUGUUAAGCAGACUGUGUGUGUGUGUGUGUGUGUGUGGGUGUGUGUGUGUGUGUGUACACCUUGUGACUUGUGUGUGGGAUUUUACUGUGACAUUAGGCAUCCAUGUUCUAAGCUCUUCAGGAAACAAACAUUCACAUAUAUUCAGCAUCUCCCUAGCAUCUUGGACUGUGAUACAGAAUUAGUUCAAAGCGUUAUGAAACUCAACCCACUGUUAAGAAAAGUUUGCUAUCUAAGUGGUCUAUAUGCCAGUAGAGCCCUAAGGCCUCAGUUGGGGCCUCAUUGCAGGGCACUGUACAAACAGCCAGCCAGCUAGCCAGCCAACAGCCACAGAUACACUGAGGGAAUGUGGAUACAACAACCAAUCCAACGACCCUGGGGAGGAAUUGGCCCUCCUGGGUUAGUUUCAUGGAUGGUGGAUGGCUGGUUUCAGUUGAGGGCAAAGGAAAGAAGGGGAAGAACAACAAGCCCCGCUUGUCACCUACCCAGCAAUGCCCUCCGCUGUGGUGCCUGGAGAACCAUCCAGAGGGGCAUCCUGAGACAGAGAAGGCAAUGCCAGUGGGUAUUUUAUCAGUAGUUUUCCUCAGGCAUGAAGGCAGCAUGGAAGUGUCAGAGAGAAACUGCCUUGUGGGCAGUGAAGAAUGGGAACACUGGCAGAGCGAACACGGGUUGACAUCACCAUAGGUGAAGGAGAAGCUGGCAGAGGGACUCAGGGCCUGACGUCAGAACGCUGAGAAUAAUAUCUUGGCGGAAGCAUGGUGAAGACACAAGGGGAGAAAGGAUGCAGGAGUCCAGGCCAGACAAGGAGAGGAUUCUGUAGCCAAGACAUUCAGGGAUCCGGGCUUGGACAACAAUUCUGGCUGUGUAUGCAGGGGGGAAGGCUGAUGCCAGAGGAGGCACAUGGAGCUUUCACCUCAGAGCUGCUGGAGCAAGUCAAAGAGCUGGAGCUGCAGGGAAUUUUGGCAGCUGAAUCCGGAGAUGUGAACACAGCCCUUGAGAGAUUCAGCCAGGCCAUUUGGCUCCUUCCGGAGCGAGCCUCGUGCUACAACAACCGUGCCCAGACCCUUCGUCUCAAAGGGGAUGUGGCAGGUGCCCUGCAGGACCUGAACACAGCCCUGCGCCUCAGCAGGGGCACAGGCCGUGUGGCAUGCCAGUGCUUUGUGCAGCGAGGUCUCAUCAAUGUGCUGCAGGGGCAUGAGGAUAAUGCCAGGCAGGAUUUUGAGCAGGGAGCCAGACUGGGUAGCGCCUUCGCUCGGCACCAGCUGGUCCUGAUGAACCCCUAUUCAGCGCUCUGCAACCAGAUGCUGUUGGAGAUGAUGAGGAAGCUGCAGAAUCCAGACAUCCAGGGAAGCAACUAGAGCCCAUCUGUCCAGGCAAGGGGUCAGCUGAGAUUGUUCCAGGGGAGAGGGUUGCCAAUGAAUCAUUCUGCUGGGCCGGGCCGACAGGAUGCUCUCCACCUACCCCACAUAGAAUCCUGAACUCUCCACUGGGGCAAGGGCAGCUGAGAUCAGGGUUCUCAACCAUUUUCUUUCUGAGCCCAGCCCCACCCCCCAACAUGCUAUAAAAACUCCACAGUCCAGCUGUGCCGCAACAACAUUUUCUGCAUAUAAAAGCCAGCGCUGGUGUUAGCAGGUAGCAAACAGGGCAAUUGCCCAGGUACCUGUGCCACAGGGGGCACUGCAAAGCUAAGUUGCUCAGGCUUCGGCUUCAGCCCUAGGUGGUGGGGCUCGGGACCCUGGGUUGCAGCCCUGUGUGGCAGGGCUUUGGUUUUCUGCCCCGGACCCUAGAAAUUCUAAUGCCAGCCAUGCUUGGCGGACCCCCUAAAAUCUGCUUGCAGCCUUCUGGUUAAGAACCACGGGCUUAGAUUGGUACAUCCUGAGCAACGGCCGGAUGUUUGUGGGGAAGUUUGUCUUUUGCAGAGCCUGAGGCAUCUCAAUCCUGGCCGCCUCCGCUGGCCUGGCGCAAGGCAUGAUCUGCAGUGUUUUUGUCACAGAUGAGGUCCCCAGGCAAGUGAGCCACUUGGCAGGAACUGGCCAGGACUGGGCCACUGUGUACAAACCACCACAAGCCAGUUCCUCCCCAGAAGCAUGUGUUGUUUCUAGUAAAGCUUUCGAACCUCAUGAGUGGAUCGGCAUCGCACCAUGUUCUGGACAGGCCUCCUCUGCGGCCAUUUCUCACAUGCGCCUGCUCCAGAGAAGAGCUGCCCCUGCUUCAGUUUGGGCAUUGUUCUUCCCUAUCACAAAUAAACUCUCUAGUUUUGAAGGGCUCCAGUUGUCUGGGUGUAAUGAAUGUUCUUUCUACUUUUAGAUGUAAGUAGUAAUAAAAGAGUG